UAUUUUACACGUCUCGGAGCUCGGCAAUGAGGGGAGAUACCCUCAUGCCCUCCGCACCGUCGACAUAGCCCCGUGGAACCUUUCCGUCUGAUGUAACUUGGACCAGGACAACUAGUAUCAUGACGAAAUUGGCAAUGAACAUCUGUAGCGAUGGCAAGUGCGACGAAAGUGAAAUGUCGUUCAACGAUACGAAAAUGAGAAGAUGGCGGAGUCCUCCGUUCUGAUACAAGAAUGGCCAUCGAGACCGCAUCAUGGCCUUUUCCAUUGGUAGCAUCUCACAGGCACGCACAUAAGCCCGUCACCUUCUCUCGUUACCACAAUGGCAGCCAAAACCGUCAUCUCGUUCCUGGCAGCCGUCUACGCUCUAGGCGCCUCCGCGCAGCAGACAUGUAAAGUCACCCCCGACGAUGCUGCAUGGCCGUCCGACGAGGACUGGUCGGCGCUGAACGCAACAAUUGACGGCGUUCUCAUCAAGACUCGGCCCGCCGCGUCCUCCUGCUAUGCGGGAAACCCGUUCGGCUCCACGCAGUCGUGCGAAGACGUCGAGAAGGGAUGGGGUUACUCCGCCUAUCACGCAUCCCUUCCCGAGUCCAUCGACUCCCCCAUCUAUGCCAACAACUCGUGUCUCCCUCCGAGUGAGUCCGCGGCCAAGGGUUGCGAGAUUGGCGGCUCGCCGCAGUAUGUUGUGAACGCCACGACGGAGGAGCAAGUUGCCACUGCCAUGGGCUGGGCCAGCUCGCGGAACAUCCGCAUCGUCAUCAAGGGGACUGGGCACGACCUCAACGGCCGCUCUUCCGGCGCCUACUCGCUGUCCAUCUGGACUCACAACUUCAAACAACUCGAAUACCACCCCGAGUGGAGAUCUCCCAGCGAUAACAGAACCGAGACGGCACUCACCCUGGGAAGCGGCCACAACUGGGGCUCUGCCUCUCGAGGAGCAGCCAAGUUCGGCAAGGUCGUCGUCGGGGGCGUUGACGAGACAGUCGGAGUCGGCGGACAUAUGCAGGGAGGCGGCCACGGUCCCCUCUCGAGCACAUACGGCCUCGCAGCAGACCAGAUCCUGCAAGUGCGCGUCGUGACGACCGACGGCCAGAUCCUCGUCGCCAACGAGGCGCAAAACCAGGACCUUCUCUGGGCCGUCCGCGGCGGCGGCGCCGGCCAGUAUGGUCUCGUCUCCGAGUACGUCAUCAAGGCGAACCCCCCGCCGGGCAAUGUUGUCUCGAGCGGCAUCCAAGUAUCGGCCGUUGGCAACGACACUGCCUCCAGAGAGGCGGCUUGGAGAGGUGCCGCGGCCCUGCUCGCCAGUGUGCCUGACUUGAUGGACGCGACCCUCACCGGGACCGGCAUGUUCAGCGCCGGAGCUCUACCCGCCAACUCGUCCGAGACUGUCCGCAAGGUCAGUGCCUCCAUUGGCUUCUUCGCGUACAACACAACAGCAGAGAAGAUGGCCUCGCUCCUCGAGCCCGUCAGAUCCCGCAUCCUUGCUGAGGUGGGCAACAACUCCGUCUCCAUCACCCUGAGCGAGCCAUCGUCGCAGCCUGACUUUAUGAGCUUCUUCGAGAGCCUGAACACGUCGCCCAGCACAGCCGGGGCUGGGAUGAUGACGAGUCGCCUCCUCGGACGCAAGGAACUCGUGGAGACUCCGGUGUCGGCCGUCUCUGCGUACCUCCAGCGUCUCAACGUGCCGCAGAACCCCACGGGUAGCGCCCUCAUGGUCAUCGGUCUGCAAGGCGGGCUGGGGCCUCGCAACGUCCCCGAGGUGAUGCGAGGUGCCCUCAACCCGAUGUGGCGCUCUACAUACAUCCACCUGAUGAGCUACGGCGCGUCGGCGGAUCCCAACGCAGCGCCCCAGGAGGCUCUCGAUGGUGUAGCGCAGUGGCUGGAAGAGACAAAGGAGCCCAUCUGGCGCGAGUGGGCACCAGGUGCUGGCUCAUACAUGAACGAGGGCAACGCUUUUGACUCCAUGUUCAAGGAAGACUUUUACGGUGCUUCCUACGACCGUUUGGUUGAGAUCAAGAGAAAGUAUGACCCUACAGAGAGUCUGUUCGUCUUGUCGGGUGUCGGAAGCGAUGCUUGGGACUACAAUCUCAAUACUGGCAAGUUGUGCAAGUCGGCCUAA
Molecule: messenger RNA, 2119 nt
Organism: Colletotrichum scovillei
Lineage: Eukaryota; Fungi; Ascomycota; Sordariomycetes; Glomerellales; Glomerellaceae
Product: FAD-dependent monooxygenase
Exons: 2
Coding region: 320-2119 (599 amino acids)
Molecular function (GO): FAD binding; oxidoreductase activity
Source: RefSeq, a predicted model, not a curated record